This is a messenger RNA of Bactrocera tryoni, 3165 nucleotides long. It is a transcript of the gene GCS1, whose product is annotated as mannosyl-oligosaccharide glucosidase. Gene Ontology annotation, biological process: protein N-linked glycosylation; oligosaccharide metabolic process. Bases 213 to 2873 code for a protein of 886 amino acids. Gene Ontology annotation, cellular component: endoplasmic reticulum membrane. Gene Ontology annotation, molecular function: Glc3Man9GlcNAc2 oligosaccharide glucosidase activity. The record is from RefSeq and is a predicted model, not a curated record. The transcript is spliced from 2 exons. NCBI's taxonomy places the organism in Eukaryota, Metazoa, Arthropoda, Insecta, Diptera, Tephritidae.
UUUUGACGUUUAACAACUAAGUUUAGAAAAUUCAUAAAAUUAUGUUUAAACGAGUGAUUGUGCGUUAAGAAGUUAACCAAAUCGAGUUGAUUGAACUAAAUACUCCACAAAAUUGUGUCUAAUUGGGGCAAAUGAAUUUAGUGCAAACAGCGUUCAACAAUAGAUAAGUAAACGGACACGUAAACGUGAGAAACAGCUAAUCGAUUUGCAUCAUGGCUAGGCAGCGACGCAAUGUCAACACAGCCGGUGUAGGCACAAACUCAAACAAUAUUAAUAACACAAAUAAUACAGCUACAGCUAGCAAUCCGCAAACACCUACAAACAAUAACAGCAAAAGUACCAAAAAUUCGGGAAAACACAAAAAGAAUGAUUCAAACUCUACUCACAGCAGUGGCGGCAAUAGCGGCUCAAGUUCUAGUACGAUUUCUUCGUCAACGUCUGGGGCGAAUAAAAAUAAGGGAGCACAUAAAAAACGUAGCAGUUUCUCGCUGUGGCCCAAAUUAAUGUUGGAUAAAUGGAAGACACUGAUUGGUUUUGUUUGUUUGGGUGUAGCGUCCUAUUUUGGCUACUUAGGUUACCUGGAAACUCGUGUAAACACGCCGUUUGAUAAUGAAAAAAUGGUGACACGCUCAGGGUUGGACGAUCCGGAACGCUAUUGGGGCUCCUAUCGGCCACUUACAUAUUUCGGUAUGAAAACACGCGAUCCACACUCGCUAGUAAUGGGUUUGAUGUGGUAUACACCGUCCAAUUUGGGACACGGCGGUAGAGGCAUACGACAUUGGUGUGAAAUCGGUGAUAAUCUCGACAAAUACGGCUGGACGCAUCAUGAUGGACGUACAUUUGGUGUGCAAGAAAUACACGAUCUGCCAUUCGAGUUGAAAACUUCAUUUAUUAAGUAUCCUGGUGGCAGAAAACUGGGUGGCGAUUGGACAGCGCGUAUUUCUGUGCGUAAUGUAACGAAAACCUGGGAUCACUCGAUAUCUCUAAUUUGGUAUGUGGCGCUCGAUGAGCGCACAAAUGGUCAUAUUAGGUAUCUUUCAAACGACAACAGUCCCGAAGCAGGUGUCUAUGGCGAGACACUGGGUCUGGGCGAAUUCAAGUUGCGUUUUCAACCAAUUAAAGGCAGAAUACUGCACAAAUCCUAUUUGAGCACAGUGGCACCGUCGCUUAGCAAAUUAAAGGAAACCGUUUUUUCACACUUCCGUGUAUUUACGGAUAAACGUGACAACCGUUUUGUCGGUUUACCCGGUGAAAUGAUCUCACAAAACGGUGUAGUUGCAGCUGAUCCCAAUUUUAUUGCCAUACAAAUCACCGCCGAAGUGGAUUUCACCAUGGAUAUUAUAUACCAAUCCACUACCGGAUAUUCGAAUGAGAAUGUGUCAAAGCCGCCAACAGGCAGGGCAUUUACAAAUGCCUUACAAGAGAAAUUAUCCGAGUUCGAUAAACGAUUUGAGGACACAUUCCAUUUGUUUGCCGAGGGUUAUUCAGCCAAUGAAAUCAAAUUUGCCAAAUAUGCCGUUAGCAAUUUGAUAGGUGGUAUUGGUUACUUUUAUGGCUCCAGUAAAGUGAAAUCAGUUUAUACGAAGAAACCAGUACCAUACUGGAAAGCACCGCUUUACACCUCCGUUCCGUCGCGUUCCUUCUUUCCACGUGGCUUCUUGUGGGAUGAAGGUUUUCAAGCACUCGUCAUAUCCUCAUGGGACCUGGACAUUGCGCUGGAUAUCAUGUGCCAUUGGUUCGAUUUGUUGAACAUAGAAGGCUGGAUACCCAGAGAACAGAUCUUAGGCGUCGAGGCACUAGCUAAAGUACCGGAGGAAUUUGUUGUACAGCAUAACACCAACGCCAAUCCUCCCACAUUUUUCCUCACAUUAGACAAAAUACUCACACAUCAUAAAAAGGAGCUGUCGGUAAAAGGACGGCUCGACGUAUUGGAGCGACUCUAUCCACGUCUGCAAACCUGGUUCGCCUGGUACAAUACCACGCAGCGUGGCGAUGUGUUAGGCACUUACUAUUGGCGUGGACGUAAUGCCUCCAGUGAGACUGAAUUGAACCCAAAAACGCUCACUUCGGGCUUAGAUGAUUACCCGCGUGCCUCUCAUCCCACCAACUAUGAACGUCAUGUCGAUUUGCGCUGCUGGAUAGCGCUAGCCGCGAGAGUGAUGAGCGACCUAUCCGACAUACUGGGUAAAGAUAGUAUUAAAUAUUAUGAAACCGCCUCCUUUCUCGCCGACAACCAAUUGCUCAAUGAACAGCAUUUGAGUCCCUUCACCGAGACCUAUGCCGAUUGGGGUCUACACACAGAUGCCGUGGUGCUUAAGCGUCCACAAGUGACCAAGCAAAAUCUGAAAAAAUAUCAACAACAACAAUUGGAAAUGGUGCGCGUCACCAUGAAGCAGCCAGAACGUCAAUUUGUCGACACCACAUAUGGUUAUGCGAAUCUAUUUCCCUUCCUACUGCAAAUACUCGACCACGAUUCAGUUUAUUUAGGCAAAUUGCUGCGCGAUUUACGCGACCCAAAUAUGUUAUGGACCAAUUAUGGUCUACGUUCCCUAUCCAAGAGCGCACCAUUGUACAUGAAACGUAAUACGGAGCAUGAUCCGCCAUAUUGGCGUGGUCCCAUCUGGAUAAAUAUCAAUUAUCUAGCGAUUAGGGCAUUGCAUCACUACGGCACCGUCGAGGGUCCAUAUACAGCGCUGGCGCGUGAAAUCUACAACGAAUUGCGUGAGAAUGUUGUAGACAACAUAUUCAGGGAAUACCAAAGAACCGGCUAUCUGUGGGAGCAAUAUGACGACACCACAGGGCAGGGCAAAGGCUGCUAUCCGUUUACGGGUUGGACUUCUCUAGUAGUACUUAUUAUGUCGGAGCAAUACUAAAAUUAAUAUUUAUAUCACUUAUUUCGCAUAUAGAAAUUGUACGCUAUAUGUAUAUGCAUGCCAACGUACAUAUGUAUGUAUUAUGUAAGUUUUUAUUGUUCAGUGUGAAUCGAAGAUCGUAGUGUUUAUCUCUCGUACUAAAAAGCAUAGUCUGCCGAUUUUCUUAAUAUUUCAGAAAUUGUGUUUCGCGCAACUUGCAAAAACAAUUAGAAAUAAAUAAUAAAAUACUAAGGCCAAAAAUUGUAUAAUUUUAAUUCGAAAUAAAUCAAUUCAAACAUAGAAAUGCUUAAAA